GCCAAGAGCAGAGCCAACAGCACAUGUCCUAAGGUGGGAGGUGGGUGAAUAAUUCUGUCACAAAUGAGCUGUCCCCCUGAACUCAGCUGCCAGCCUCUAUCUAAAAAGGACUAAGACACUUCACAACAAUUGUCUCACUUUGCAGAGGAACGUGAGAUUGCUGGGACUUAGCCAUUUUGGACGCUUUGCUGCUACCUGAAAGGAGUGGCUGAGGGUGACCUGACACACAACACAACUGGCAAGGAAUCUGUAUGGACAGAAGCACAGAGUAAGGCUCUGGAACCAGACAGCUCAGGUGGCCCUUACUGCUAAUGGAGGAUUUCCCAGUAUCCGUGGAUUUUUUGAAGCAAGUACCUCUGCCCAGCAAUCUCUUCUUCCUCACCUACCUUCUCCUUUUCCUUCAGCAUGAGGAGGCAAAUUCAGAGGAGGUCAAGGUGAUAGGCCCUGGGGAAUCCAUACUGGCCAUUGUCGGGGAAGAGGUGGAUUUCCCGUGCCAAUUGUCACCGCUCCUGGACGCUGAAGACAUGGAGAUCCACUGGUUCCAGAGCCAGCCCUCGGAUGUAGUGCACCUGUACAAGGGGCGGCAGGAGCUCUUCGACCGACAGAUGGCGCAGUUCCAAAACAGGACCAAACUCGUCACGACGGAGAUCAGCUCUGGCAAAGUCGUCUUGCUGCUCCGCAGCGUCGUUCCAUCAGACGAGGGCCUGUAUGGAUGCAGCUUUCUCUCCAACAACUUCUCUGGUGAAGCCAUCUGGGAGCUGGAGGUAGCAGGGCUGGGCUCAGAUCCACAUAUCUACAUUGAAGGCUUUAAGGAAGGAGGCAUUCAGAUGAGAUGCACCUCCAAUGGCUGGUACCCCAAACCCAAAGUUCAGUGGAGAGAUCACCAGGGACAGUGCCUGCCACUGGAGUCUGAAGUCAUUACCCAAGAUGUCAAGGGCCUGUUCAAUCUGGAAACAUCUGUAGUUGUCCAAGGUGAAGCCCAUCGCAACAUGUCCUGCUCCAUCCAGAGCCCUCUGCUGAUCCAGAAGAAAGAGUUUGUGGUCCAGAUAGCAGAUGUAUUUCUUCCCGGAACUUCCCCUUGGAAGAGUGCUUUCUUAGGGACCCUGGUGGCACUGCCGCUACUCCUGGCCCUCCUCGCGAUGCUGGCGUUGUACUACUUGCACAAGCAACAGCAGUCUCAAGAAAAGCUAAAGAAACAGACAAAGAAGGAACAAGGAAAACUGACUGCACAGCUGAAGAAGCUUCAAACAGAGCUUGACUGGAGAAGGACUGAAGGUCAGGCUGAGUGGAGAGCAGCACAACAAUAUGCAGUGGACGUGACCUUGGAUGCAACCACAGCGCACCCCAGCCUGGAGGUUUCUAAGGAUGCCAAAAGCGUUUCUUCUCGCCCAGCGGUACCGAUUCUUGCAGAUGGUUGUCCGCAAAGGUUCACUGAGCAAACAUGCGUCCUGAGCCGGGAGCGCUUCUCCACAGGCCGCCACUACUGGGAAGUGCACGUGGGCCGAAGGAGCCGCUGGUUCCUGGGCGCCUGUCUGGCAACUGUGCAACGCUCAGGACCCGCGCGCCUGAGCCCGGCUGGUGGCUACUGGGUGAUGGGGCUGUGGAACAGCUGCGAGUACUUCGUCCUGGACCCACACCGUGUAGCGCUCACUCUGCGCGUGCCUCCGCGCCGCGUGGGCAUCUUCCUGGACUGUGAGGCAGGAAAGCUGUCCUUCUUUAACGUGUCGGAUGGCUCCCAUAUCUUCACCUUCACAGACACCUUCUCAGGGGCUCUCUGCGCAUAUUUCAGGCCCAGGGCCCACGAUGGUGGAGAACACCCUGAUCCACUAACCAUCUGCUCUUGGCCGGCUAGAGGGACGUGCAUCCCAGAAGAGAACGACUUGGACUGCCUGUUACAGCCUUAUGAUCCCUUGGAUACCGACUUAGGUCUGUGGUGAGGCUCUCCCCGGGUUGCAAGACCAGGCCUGGGAAGCUUCCUGGGAAUGCUGGUUACUCCUUUGCUCUCUGGCUUUCUCUAUAGCCAACAAAUAUGCACCGACUAAAAUGUGAGCAAAGCCUAAAGGCUCAGAGCAGCGGAGGGGGAACAAGAGGUAGGAGUACAUUUGCCUAUGCAGAUGUGUGUAUAUAGUUUUCUUUAAGAGGCACUUUCAAAGAUUAUUUGCAUAUAAGAUUCAGCUAAUGAGUAAAAAUAUAAUCGAUGACACAUGGGAACCAGACUACUCAAUGCGGGAGAUGGGAAAGGAAUUGUAAUGGGGGAACUGGGAUGAGGUAUUGUGGGACUAGAUUAGAAGUAUUGAUUAUUUCAUAUAAUUGGCACAUACUUUUUGUAUAAAUUUGCUAGCUCUACAAAAAUUUAUCAGUAAUGACACCUCAUAAGUAAUAAGUUCAUCUAUGGCUCAGAUCCUAGCUUUAAAUACUAUUUACGACUAAAAUAAAUUUGGAGAAAUGGCUGAUUCCAAGGGUGGGUAGAGGAAGUACAAAAGCCUGUACCAUCUUGGUGUACAAAGUAAAUAAAAAGAAAAGAAAAGAAAAAAAAAAAACGGUGCUCAGAAACUGAUGGGCAGGAAGAACAAGUUCAAGAGUUCUAUUGUACAAAAUAAUGACUAUGGUUAUUAGCAGUGUAUUGUAUGCUUAAAAAUCACUGAGUAAAUUUUAAAUGUUUUCAAUUACAACAAAAAAUGUAUGUGAGGUAAUUAAUUAGCUUGAUUUAUCCAUUCCACAAUGAUUAUGUGUGUGUGUGUGUGUGUGUGUGUAGCUUGCCAUUCCACAGCCCGUCUGUGAAGCACACAGAACUUUAUAUAGAUAUGUAUGUGUGUACAUAUACAUAUAAAACACCAUAAAUAUAUAAUUUUUAUUUGUCAAUUAAAUAAAUAUUGAAAAAUAAAGAAAAGCCCGUGCAUAAAGCAAAAGUACAUAGGUGCCAGCUUGGAGGGGCUUCCCUGACCAAUUAUAGAACAAUUUGAACAUCAAAAUAAAUAACAGUGUAUUAUAGUGCAUUGAAUGAGACCAUGUAGACACUUAAUUUCUUUUUCUUUUUUAAGAAAAACAGGAUUUUUUUUUUUUUUUUUUUUUUUUUUGGUAUCGGGGAUUGAACUCCAGGGGCAUUCAACCACUGAGCCAUAUCCCCAGCCCUAUUUUGUUUUUUUAUUUAGAGACAGGAUCUCACUGAUUUGCUGGGUGCCUUGUGCCUUGGCCUCUCAAGCCACUGGGAUUAUAGGCAUUCACCACUGCACACCACUAGGAAGUUUUUGUUGUUUUUUUUUAAAGAGUUGGAAUUUAGCUGAAAGAGGUAAAAGGAGAGAGAGGACCCUAAACAGUUCACAACACCAUGGAAAUAAUUAAGGUAGAUAAAAAUCACCAGUGAAUCCUAAAACUGUGGGGUAAAAGCUUUUGGAGAACAAUGUAUUUUCUGUCUUAAAAUAGUAAAUUUGCACAACUUUUAUAAAUUUAAAGGGAAUGGUUACCUUUGUGAUGGUAAUCUGACAGACUAAGCAAGUGGUUAAAUUUAGCAUAAAAAGGCAUUAAUUUGACAACUAAGGAAAAUGAAAUAACAACUUUAAAUUACUAAGUGAAUAUUAAUUUUCUGAGUGAGACAUUUGUGCUAUGGUUAUUCAGAAGACUUCUUGUUUUUAUCAAAUAUGCUGAAGCUUUUAGAGAUAAAUCACAAUAACUGCAACUGACUCAAGUGACUAAGUGGGAAGAUACACACAGACACACACAGAGAUAUAAAGAAAAAGAUAAAACAAAUAUGACAAAAUAACACUUAGUCAAUCUAGGCAAAUAGUGUACAGAUGUUUGUUGCACUACUCAUGCAGCUUUGCUGUAGAUUUGAAAUUUUUCAGAUUAAAACAGUUGGCAGUGGCAGGGUGGAGAGAAGGAAGGAUAAACCUAAAAGUUAAGUGAUCUUCUUUGGAUAAGAAAAUGGUGAUUGUUAGGUUUUAUUUUUUUUUUUAAUUUCUUCUCUAUUUUUAAAAUAUAUAUGAAUUUAGUUCUUAUAAUGGGUUAAAGAAUUAAGCAUAAGACCUGAAACUGUAAUAUUUCUAGAAUAAAACAGAGGAAUUGCUCCAUGACAUUGGUUUGAGCAAAGACUACUUAUAUAUAGGCCAAAAACACAGGGAACAAUAAUAAAUAUAAACAAAGGCAUUGCAUCAAAGAAGCUUCAGCACAGCAAAAUAAACAACAGGAUGAAGAAACAAUACAUGGAUUGAGCAAAAAUAUUUGCAAACUAUGUGUUAGGGGAUGAAUAUUCAAAAUAUAUAAUAGACUUGAACAACUUAAUAGCAACAAAAUAAAUAAUGAUCCAAAAAUGGCCAAAGAACUGGGAAUGUAGAUCCAUGGUAGAUACUUGCCUAGCAUGCGUGAGUAAUAAAGCCCUAUGUUCAAUUCCCAGCGACACUUCCAGCAAAAAAGCAAAGAAAUUAAAGACAUUUCUUCAAACAAGACAUACAAACAUAAAUGGCCAACAGACACAUUAAAAAAAAUGUUCAUCAUCACUAAUCACCAGGGCAAUGCAAAUUAAGACCACAAUAAGAUGUUUCACACUGUUAAAAUGUCUAUUAUCAAAAAAAAAAGGAAGAUAAUUAGGGCAUGACGGUAUGCUUGUAACCCCAUUGAGUUGGGAGGCUGAGGCCGAAGGAUUGCAAAUUCAAAGGCAGACCCUGUCUCAAAAAUAAGGAAAUAACACCGGGGUUGGGUAUGUGGUUCAGUGGUGUUCCUAAGUUCAAUCCGUAGUAUGGAAAAAUAAGUAAAUAAUACAUAAACACAGGGUGGAUUCUGUUAUUUGUGAUAAUACAGAUGAACAGUGUGUGUGUGUGUGUGUGUGUGUGUGUGUGUGUAUACAAUAUGGAAAACAAUAUGCUAAGUGAAAUAAGCCAGGCACAGAGGGACAAAUACCAUAUAAUCUCACCAAUAUAUACAAUCUAAAAAAGUUGAACUCAUAGGAGACAGUUGGAUGAUGGAUGAUGAAGCCAGGGUGGCAUUGGCUGGGGAAAGGGGAAAUAUUGACCAAACAGUAUAAAAUUUUAGGUAGAUCAGGGUAAAUAAGUUCACUGAUUUAUCAUACAGAAUGGUAACUAUAAAAAAUAAUAAUGCAGUGCAUAUUUCAAAAAUAAUGUUUCCUGACCCUAUGUAAACAUUACUCCUUUAGGAUCAUUUUCACAUUUUAAUAGGAAAAGCAAACACAUAGUGGAUACAAAAGACAAUAUUGAAUUGUUUUUUAAAUAACCAAUGGUAUCAUUAGUCUAUUUUCAAUAAUGGGGAAGCCCAACUUUCAAGCUGGAAGCUACACAUUUUGUGAACUGCGAAGACCAUGCUGGAGGCCACCCAGGCCUAAGUAAGAACCCAAGUCUCUUCAGCAAGUGCUCCAUAACUCUUAGAUAAAUUUCUAAAAACAGGACAUGGUGCGUUUAGUUCUCCCAACUGCUCCCAUUUCCCAUGCAGAUAUUCCUCAAAAUUAGAAAAGGGUGAACACAGCAAUUGUGUAUGAAUCUCCAUCCAGUCUACAAAAUACAGGCACUUCUCUGUGUCUGCAGAUCCCAUAUCUGCAGAUUCAACCAAACAGAUCAAAAAAUCUGAUAAAUGCAUCUGUACUUAACAUGUAAAUUUGUUUCCUUGUUAUUAUUCUUUAAGCACUAUAGUGUAACUGUUUACAUAGAAUUUCCAUCAUUAGGUAUUUUAAAUAAUUGAGAGUGGGCAGGGGUUGUAGCUCAGUGGUAAAGUACUUGCCUCACACACGUGAAGCCCUGGGUUCGAUCCUCAGCACCACAUAAAAAUAAAUAAAUACAGGGGCUGGGGUUGUGGCCCAGUGGUAGAGUGCUCGUCUGCCAUGUGUGAGGCACUGGGUUCAAUCCUCAGCACCAUAUAAAUAAAUAAAUAAAGAUAUUGUGUCCAUCUACAACUAAAAAAUAUUGUAAAUAAAUAAAUAAGAGACAACUUAAAGUAUGUUGAAGGACAUGAGUAGGUUGUAUGCAAAUAUUAUGCUAUAUUACAUAAGGGUCUUGAACUUGGGCAGAUUCUGUUAUGGUACCCUUGGGAAGGUGAGGAGAAUUCUGGCAACAAUACCCCUGCAGAUACUGAGAGAUGACUGUAUAAACCUGUGAUGUAUCUUGCUGCAAGGCUUCCAUUGCUUGACUCUGGACACCCAACUCAAUGACUAGCAAAGCUAAAAUCUCCACAGUGAAGCAACGUCCUGUUAUUAUUGGCACCACAGGGAAAUUGUCACUAAAAAAACAAAGAUUCCCCAUGUAUCACUCCCACACAUUUUUUAUUGGCUUAUAAACUGAUGCAAAUUGAGGUCAA
Messenger RNA from Marmota monax (woodchuck), 6297 nucleotides. It is a transcript of the gene Btnl9, whose product is annotated as butyrophilin like 9. The transcript has 12 exons. Gene Ontology annotation, molecular function: signaling receptor binding. Gene Ontology annotation, biological process: T cell receptor signaling pathway; regulation of cytokine production. Gene Ontology annotation, cellular component: external side of plasma membrane. NCBI's taxonomy places the organism in Eukaryota, Metazoa, Chordata, Mammalia, Rodentia, Sciuridae. The coding region runs from base 312 to 1937 and encodes 541 amino acids. The record is from RefSeq and is a predicted model, not a curated record.